UAGUAGUAUUACGUUUGAACCCAACCCGUGAGCAAAGCUGAUGGUAAUAACUUUUUCGCAUCAAAGCGCAACUUUUUGAGGGUGGCAGUGAUCAAAUAGCGUCGCGCAAACACCAAAAGCUAUUUUAGGGCUUGAGGAAACUUGCUUCAAUAAGCACCGUUGUGUUGUGGUGUUGUGAAGGCUCGUGUUCGUUCACUUUUACUUUCAUUUGUGGCGCAACACAGUGUUUGAGAGUCGUGUCCCAAAAAUAUAAUUCACUCAACGCGAAGGCUGGCGACCGAUCAAACACGGUGGAACAAUUUUAAUGUGCAUGGAACGUUCGAAUUAUGGUGCGGUGUGAUUGCACAUCUUCUGGUGCUCGCGACUGCCCUACGGCGACCACAGUCGCGAGUGCCUUUUAGGACUAUUUAUUCUCUGGGUUGUCCUUGACAAAAUUACUAAAAUCGCCAUGUACUCUGAGGAACAGGAUUCCCACGGCUUAUUAACCUUGCAUUAUGGCAAACAUCAUGCAACUAUAGUGGACGAAAUUAAAACUUGUUUUGCCUCUGAGAACUUUGCCGAUAUGACAUUCGUAUGUGACGAUAAAACAACUUUAAGCGCUCAUAAAUUAAUAAUGGCGGCAGCGAGUCCUUUAGUGCGACGCAUUCUUGGAGAGAGCGCCCAUGCUCACGGGCCCAGCGUUGUGCUCAUCCCAGGAAUAAAAAGCUGCCACCUCCGACACUUGCUCGAUUUUUUAUACAACGGGCAAGCUUGCGUUAAGUCUAGCGAAUUGGAUAGUAUACAGGAGUUGUUCGAACUAUUGCAAAUUAAAUCGGACAUGUGGCAGUCUUCGUCGACCGAAGAGGCCAAAUGUCAAUCCGAACCCGACAACAGUUACGACAAUCCAGACUUGAUGGUAGUUAAAAGAGAAACGGAUGAUGAUGAAAAAGAAGAAGGCGAAAUUAAAGACGAUGAAGAUGACACUUUGGACGAAAAUAAUAUUUCGGAAGAAGACGGCUCGUCACCAAACCCAGUGAAUCUAUCUUUGAACACAAAAAAUACCGAUGAAGAAAAAGAUAUCGAUGACGAUAACAGUUCGGAGCAACUAGAAAAGAAGAAUUCUGAUGUGUUAAAAAUCGGACAAACAACUGUAAAAAUAGCUCCAAAAGUCCACGAAUUGUCCCAGUUUCACCACCACCGAAUGAAACGCAAAAGUAUGUAUAUUGAACCCAUCGACUUGAAAAAUCAAGAAGAACUUUCCCAAUUGAAACCACCAAUAGCUGACCAAAAACUGAUCUCGUUGGUGCAAAGUCCAGACAAUUACGUUGUCACCCCUCACCGCAAACGCAGACCUGGUUUCCAUAAUUCUCCGGCACAAAAUCCACCAUUUGUUCCUUUUUCGCCGUCUUAUAUCGACGAUGCCGUCCAUCACCAGCAUCACAGAUACAAGAACUUACCACCUUUAAUAGCAGCUCACCAUCCUUUAUCGCUGUCCGCGCCUCCGUUUCUAGUGGACAGAAUCCAUACUCCAACGCCGGGACAGCACUCCGAUACCGUGGGGCCCCCGGACAACGUCGUUGUCAAAUACAGGCCCCCUAGUGCGGAUCAAGGCGUUACUUCUGAGGCGUACCAGAAUUUUGAACACACUUGGGGCGCUUGGUCGCUGUGCCAAACUCAAGUGAAUCCGUCUUCGAGUAAUGAAGAUUCUCGCGAUCCACCCGCGUCAUUUUCAGUUGGUGGUGGCGGUAGUGGUAGUGGUGGCGGUGGAGUUUCUAGUGCCGGUGGUGGCGAUACUGCGGAAAGUUCGUCACAUGCUUCUAUCACCACGAAGCAAGUACUUCCGACAGUGCAAGUUCGGGAAUAUCGGUGUGAGUACUGUGGGAAACAGUUUGGGAUGUCGUGGAAUUUGAAGACGCACUUGCGAGUUCACACAGGAGAGAAACCAUUCGCGUGUCGGUUGUGUGUCGCGAUGUUCAAACAGAAAGCACAUUUAUUGAAACAUUUGUGUUCGGUGCAUAGGAACGUUAUAUCAUCAAAUGAUGGGAAUUCUGGACGUUUUAAUUGUUGUUUCUGUCCGUUGUCGUUUGAAUCUUUACCCGAAUUAAUUAGGCAUUUGUCAGGACCACACAAUAACUUACUUCUAAGUAAAAACAUGCACGAGCUUAAAUAACAUUCCAUUUACCGAUUGCAUGAGGUCGUACAUGAUGGUUAUAGAACGACCACAUCAAUUUCGAUUCGUUGAAUUGUGAUAUAAUUAAUUGAUAUAAUCCCAAUAGUGCCUUUCCUAUGAACAUAAUGCGUAAUUGUAAUGUAGCUCGGCAACCCUCAGGGAUGUAGUCUUUAGUUUUAGUCCUGGGAACAGGCACUAAAGCAAGGGGACCUGUCGUGCUUGGAACUUGACCGAUGCCUUCCUUCAUUAUUGUUAUAAUUUUAUUAAUUAGUAGAAACAAUCUCAACCGUUCUUGUGUUCAAUGAUUAUCGUACUUAGUGCUAUGCGUGGUGUGUAUGACAAAUGAUUGCAAUUAUGUAUAUAUGUAUUUUUUUUUCACAGAAAACAAAAUGUCUGUUGUUAUAUACAUCACAAGUGGAUGCAUAUUAUACAGUAGAUACAUUUACUAGAAAUGCUGCAUAUUAAUACUUUUUUGUUUUUCUUUCAUGCAUUCGUCCAAAGCAUUUAUAGUUUAUGUAUAACAGAUUGUAUAAUUUUUUUCCGAUUUAUAGUUUUUACUACAAAACUGAAAUAGAUAAACGUAUAUUUUUUAUAUACACACCAAAGAAUUAAAAAUUAAAUUCACUUUAAGCGAAUAAAACUCUAUAUUUAAACUAUUCACCUCUUUUAAAAAAGUGCUCUCGGUUUAUAUUCCGUGAAUGGAACAAAGGCCAUUAAAGUAGUUUUUGUAGAAAAGAUGAUAUGCAAAAAAUACUCAAUUUCGCCUUGAAAAUUACCAAAUGAAAAUGUGUUGGCUUACGACUUCAUACAAAAUGUGGUACAAACAUGGUAAAAUAAUAGUUAUGUAAAUUUUGUACAUAGUAGUUUAUAAAUAAUGUAUUUACAAAAUAAAAUAGUCUUUUUCUAAAA
Molecule: messenger RNA, 3058 nt
Organism: Tribolium madens (black flour beetle)
Lineage: Eukaryota; Metazoa; Arthropoda; Insecta; Coleoptera; Tenebrionidae
Gene: ken
Product: transcription factor Ken
Exons: 4
Coding region: 449-2149 (566 amino acids)
Biological process (GO): regulation of transcription by RNA polymerase II
Cellular component (GO): nucleus
Molecular function (GO): protein binding; DNA-binding transcription factor activity; RNA polymerase II cis-regulatory region sequence-specific DNA binding
Source: RefSeq, a predicted model, not a curated record